AUGCGGGAAUCCGCUGACUUUGACCGUCGAAUUGAUUUACAACAGAAACGGAAUCUAAGCACUCUCUUUCGAAAUACUCAAGAUGAUGCAUCUACAUCUCGGGAUUUACCACAGGCUCAGGAACACCUCGAUCAAUCUGCGGCUCAUAGGCCUCAACGUCAAAAACGCAAAGAAACUCCUGAACGUGAGAUCAACGUCCAGGAGAAGCGACGCCGAAUUGAUGCCUCGGAGCAAACCGUACCUACCAAUGGCCGCGAUCUUCAGGAAGGUUUUGAAGCGCAAGACAUGGCCCGACGUGUCCGACUAGGUGAAGGUUCCAGUCGACCUCCUCCAGAGACAACAAAGAAGCACGUACUUCUAGACAGAUCCCGCAAACUCAGUCCACAACCUGUACAGCAACGGACCUUAUCGUCCGAGUCUUCUUCAGAGUCGAACAAGAUGAAGGAUAUCCCUUAUCAUCAUCGUUCUUCGUCAGACCAUUCGAAAAAGGAAGUGGACCGGGACCACGAGCAAGACGGAGAUAUAGCAAUGGGAAGGAUGUUUCUGAGUCCAUCUAAUACAUCGACGUCGGAUAGCACCGAUUUACUUCCUGCUGCCGAGCCAGUCCGCAACACCUCCGAACCGAAUCUUCCUCCAACUUCAGCUAAAUCUCUCACCAAGGUUCAACAAUCAUUCUCCUCCCUUUCAAUGUCUUGGCUUUCCAUAAUCGACCAAUCACGCCUCGUCGAUAUGAUGGUCGAAAUUCUGUUUGAUCGAUAUAAAUUUCCUCCCGAAUAUGUCCUGCGGGUCUGGAAGCAAGCGGGUGAUUUGGAAGAGACCGAGGCAAUCCUCAAGCAAUUGAGAGACCUAGAAAAUGGAUUGUUACGUGAAUCCAGUUCGCGGCGCUCGUCUCAUACUGGUAGCAAUACUUCGAGCGGAAAUGGGAGAAAGGACGGAGAUCAGAUCACUGCUGAGCCUAUAAUGGGUGGACCACAAAGGGCUUCAUGUGCUAGUGGUGAUUCGAGUAUUGUUCGAAAUCCCAGUCGGCUUCGAGAGUCAUUUUCAGGAGACUUCUUGAAGCCUGAGGAGCGAGCUACUGAGACAAGGGCUACGUUCAGCUUUCCCAGAGCUGUAGAUUCACGUCAUGAUUUCGCGAAUAGUUCGAGUUUCAAGAGUAAUGUUACAACGCCAGCAACAUAUCAGUCGCGCGUUCCAAAUGAUACGUCUACAAGCCCGAAAUCAUCAAAAUCGUCGACUACUCGUGACUCUUCGGAUAAUCAGUCAGAAGCUCACACUUCGAACCCUUCCGAUGUAGAAGCGGCAUUGCCUCCCAAACUACAGGAGAUUUACUCUGCGAUCUCCUCGCCUGACAGGAAGAUGGUCUUGCAAAAGUUUUGGAAGGCUUAUGGAACGGAUUACAUCCAGGUAGAAAGUACAUUGAAUGAUAACCUACCCACGUUUAUGCUUUGA
Messenger RNA from Lentinula edodes (shiitake mushroom), 1449 nucleotides. RefSeq lists its product as uncharacterized. NCBI's taxonomy places the organism in Eukaryota, Fungi, Basidiomycota, Agaricomycetes, Agaricales, Omphalotaceae. The coding region runs from base 1 to 1449 and encodes 482 amino acids. The transcript has 2 exons. The record is from RefSeq and is a predicted model, not a curated record.